This is a messenger RNA of Rubroshorea leprosula, 480 nucleotides long. The record is from the annotation of a GenBank genome assembly. NCBI's taxonomy places the organism in Eukaryota, Viridiplantae, Streptophyta, Magnoliopsida, Malvales, Dipterocarpaceae.
UUCCACCACAUCAAUUUCGCUAACAUUCCUUAGUCAAAUCAACACACAAGUAUUUUGUGUGUGGUAGCCCAAACCGAACUAUUCUUUCUUGUUUUACUAGAGUGGGGUACUUCAUCAAUAUACCAAAAUGAAGUUUGGGAAAGAAUUUGCAUCCCAAAUGGUGCCGGAAUGGCAAGAGGCGUACAUGGACUACGAUUUUCUGAAGACCCUUUUGAAAGAAGUCCAACGUUUCAAGCUAAGAAGCAGGCCACCGGCGACUCCGGGUGGCCUGAAGAGAAAGAUGACAAUGUACAGAGCUUUCAGUGGCCUAACACAGAGGCAGCAAAAUCAUCCAAGUCCCUCUUCUAAUGACAUCGAAAGCCAAGCCAUCUUCGUGAAUCUGGAAGCUGGACGAAGAGUUCAAUAAGGUGGACAAGUUUUACAAGGCUAAGGUCCAGGAGGUGGUGAAGGAAGCGGAAAUGUUAAAUAAGCAAAUGGAAG